Molecule: messenger RNA, 1263 nt
Organism: Aegilops tauschii subsp. strangulata
Lineage: Eukaryota; Viridiplantae; Streptophyta; Magnoliopsida; Poales; Poaceae
Product: RING-H2 finger protein ATL79
Source: RefSeq, a predicted model, not a curated record
GUACAAAACCUUUCGGUAGGUUCGCUCAGUGGCUGCUUUGUGCGAAGCGACGGCCAUGCCCCUAUCCGCGACGAUUCGCUGAUGUAUGCUUUUUUUUUGCGGGGGACAAUGAUGUAUGUUUUUGACCAGCAAACACGUGAUUUUGUUGCAGCGGUCACAUCUCACAUGUAAGUAAGAUCAUCGUCCUCUCGUUGCGUCGAGAGCGUGAUACGGUGUGCUGGAAAACAGCAGCACAGCAGGUCCCGACGCUACGUACACCCCAUGCUCAUCGUGCCGGGACAAGCACUAGCCGGUCGAGGACGGAGGAGGAUAGGGGCAUGGCACGUCACGCUCCCGACCCCCGAAUCCAUCCAUCCAUCUCACCUGCACCACCACGGCAAUCAAUCAAUCAAUCAAUCAGUCGACCUCCACUCCACCCCACUCCACCAGCUAGUCACUCACUCGGCUGCACCAGCACCAGCACCAGCUAGUGAACCGGGGCGAGCCUCGCUUUCACGGAGCACUGCCCGCCGCCGCGUGCUAGCCAGCCUGCCAGCCAGCCAGAGAAAGAACCGGAGGGAGGCAGGCCAUGGCGACGCCGGAGCACGCGCACGCGGGCCGGGGCAACGCGACGGCCACCGCAAUCGCGACCAACAGGUGGGGGCCCUACUCGGGCGCGGGCGACUUCGCGGGCAACAUGGCCAUCAUCCUCGCGUCCCUGCUCGCCGCGCUCGCGCUCGCCCUCGCGCUCCACGCCGGCGUCAGGUGCCUGCUCCGCCGCCGCCGGCAACGGCAGCGGCAGGGGCGGGGCGUCGACGGCGCGGCUGAAGGAGACCCGGAGAAGCCGGCCGUGGCGGAGCCGGCGCCGCCGCCCCCGCUGCCGCCGCUGCUGGUGUACUCGGCGUCCGGGACGCGGCUGGCGGGCGCGGCGGCGCACGAGUGCGCCAUCUGCCUGGCCGAGUUCGCGGACGGCGACGCCGUGCGCGCCAUGCCGGCGUGCGGCCACGGCUUCCACGCGCGCUGCAUCGAGCGCUGGCUCGCCGUCCCCACCUCCGCCGCAGGGUCACGCCGCCCCUCCUGCCCCACCUGCCGCGCGCCGGCCGCGCCGCCCUGACGCGGGCACGCGCGCGCGCGAGACAUUCCCUUGUUGUGUUGGCAAGCGCGCUCCGUUUGGAUUGCUCCCUCUCGAGUUCUUCUCUUUUUCUUUUUUCAGUUUGUUCCGCGUGUAAAUAUCCGUCGAGUUCGGGAUUUGGAUUUUCGAAACAGGCUCCAUCUUUGUGUUAA